AAAUCAGAGCGGGGAAAGGAAAGGACGGACUACCCGUGCGGGCAGCACGGCUACCAAUCGUUGCACUUCGCGAUAUUCAGUCUCAGUGUGCGGAUCGUUGUACCCGUUUGUCGUUUCCACGUUCACUCGUUUCCACGGCAGAUCUUCGAAACGUUCAACCUAUCUUUUUUUUUUUUACUUUUUUUUCCAAAUUUUCUUCUCAAUACGGCGUAACAAACGCGUGAACGCGUGAAAAAACAAUGUCGGCUAUAUAUAAGAAAUCGGUUCAAACGAUUGGCAAGUGCGUGCCCGAGAAGUUCCAGCCACUGUGGAAUCACCCAGCUGGUCCGCAGACUAUAUUCUUCUGGGCACCAGCUUUUAAAUGGGGGCUUGUAAUAGCUGGCCUCGGUGAUCUGCAGAGGCCAGCAAAUCAACUCUCCGUUAGCCAAUCAUCUGCCUUGGCCGUUACGGGUGUAAUUUGGACUAGGUAUUCCUUAGCAAUUACACCGAAAAACUGGAGCCUUUUUAGCGUAAACCUCUUCGUCGCAAUAACAUCUAUCUACCAAGUUACUAGAGCAUUAAAGUAUCAACGUGAACACCCAGCGGAAGCAGCAAUAUCGAUGGAGAGGAAAUAGUGAAUAUAUUCGAGUAAUACACAUUCCUAGACAAAUACUUAAUAUAGAUAAUUAGAAUAAUUAGAAUAGGACAAGCUUGCAGGGCGAGCGACUUUCAACCAUUGCGUAAUGUUUAAUAAAAAAGAAUUCACGCUUAAAUGAGAACAACACAAAUUCAUAGUAUUUAUUGGACAUCAACUCUCAGUGGUUUUGAAAGUUUCAAGUAGUGAAAAUUGUAAAUAUUUAGAUUCAAGUACACGUACACAUCGCCAUACAACCAAAUACAUCGAAUGUUAAAACAAUCAUCAAUACACUAAAAACAAGUAAUCACAAAAA
Hylaeus anthracinus is the source of this 929-nucleotide messenger RNA. RefSeq lists its product as uncharacterized. Gene Ontology annotation, molecular function: pyruvate transmembrane transporter activity. Gene Ontology annotation, cellular component: mitochondrial inner membrane. The transcript is spliced from 4 exons. Bases 240 to 614 code for a protein of 124 amino acids. The record is from RefSeq and is a predicted model, not a curated record. Gene Ontology annotation, biological process: pyruvate import into mitochondria. Lineage: Eukaryota; Metazoa; Arthropoda; Insecta; Hymenoptera; Colletidae.